ACUCCCUUCACGCUGCAGCAGCUACUUUUCACAAACUCAUCAACAGUCAGUUUGCUGGAGGAAGAAGCUGUAAAUGCUCCUCUCUGGAAGAUGUUGUUGCUAAGCUUCACGUUAACAGCCCUGGCCCUGUGGCGUCCCAUCACAACACAGGAGCCGGAGUUUGCAGAUGUGUGCACCGAGGGCAGCUGUUACCCCGCCACAGGUGACCUGCUGAUUGGCCGGGCGCACAAACUCACCGCCUCCUCCACCUGCGGCCUCCGUCAGCCCGAGCAGUUCUGCAUCGUGGGACACCUGGAGGACACAAAAUGUUUCAUGUGCGACUCCAGAGAAAUGUACGAUGAGGACACCAACCCCAGCAGCCACACCAUCGAGAACGUGGUCACCACCUUCGCCCCCAACCGCUUAAAGACCUGGUGGCAGUCGGAGAACGACGUUCCGUCCGGCUGCCAUGAUCAUCGAGCGUUCGAUGGAUUACGGGAAAUCGUGGCAGGUUUAURGUUACUUCGCCAACAACUGCCGGUCGAUGUUUCCAAGCAUCUCUGCAGGCCCCAUGYUCAAAGUGGACGAUAUCAUCUGUGACACCCGCUACUCAGACAUCGAGCCGUCCACAGAGGGAGAGGUGAUAUUUCGAGUGUUGGACCCAGUAUUUGCGAUCGAAGACCCCUACAGUUUGAGGAUACAAAACAUGCUGAAGAUCACGAACCUCAGGGUGAAGUUCAUCAAGCUUCACACGCUGGGAGACAACCUGCUGGACUCCCGUGAGGAGGUGACGGAGAAGUACUACUACGCCCUCUACGACAUGGUUGUCCGUGGAAACUGCUUCUGCUACGGUCACGCCUCAGAGUGRGCGCCGAUCGACGGACAACUGACCGGAGCUGAGGGCAUGGUCCACGGCCGCUGUGUGUGCAACCACAACACAGAUGGCCUGAACUGUGAGCGUUGUCAGGACUUUUACCACGAUUUGCCUUGGAGACCUGCAGAGGGACGAAACACCCACGCCUGCAAGAGGUGCGAGUGCAACCAUCAUUCCACAUCAUGCUACUUCGACCAUGCCGUGUACGUCUCGACCGGCGAGGUGAGCGGAGGUGUGUGCAACGACUGUCAGCACAACACGGUGGGCCGACAGUGCGAGCAGUGUGCACAAUUCUUCUACCAGCACCCCCACAGAGACUUGAGAGACCCCAACAUCUGUGAACCUUGUGACUGUGACCCGGCCGGGUCUCUGCAGGGCGGACUGUGUGACUCGCACACAGACGUGGCUGCAGGGAUGAUCUCAGGUCAGUGCCGGUGCAAAGCCAACGUCGAGGGAGAACGUUGUGAUCACUGCAGACAGGGACACUAUGGACUGGGAGAAAGUCCCGAAGGCUGCCUGCCUUGCACCUGUAACCUGCUGGGAACAAUGCCAGGAGCAAACACCUGCGAUUCAGACACAGGACGAUGCUUCUGCAAACGYCUUGUCGAAGGACACAACUGUGAUCAAUGUCUGCCGGAGCACUGGGGUCUGUCGAAUGACAUGGACGGCUGCAGACCGUGCAACUGUGAUCAAGGAGGUGCAGUCAACAACAACUGUGACCCUUACUCAGGCCAGUGUGUGUGCCGGGAGCACAUGUUCGGARGUAGCUGCAAUCAGGUGGAGUCCGGGUUCUACUUCAUCUCUUUGGAUCACUACACGUACGAAGCUGAGGAUGCCAAACAUGGACCUGGCGUUGCAUUGGUACAUAGACUUUAUCCUCAGGAGAGAAGCCCCACAUGGACCGGGAUGGGCUUUGCUAACGUCCCUGAGGGAGGGUUUUUAGAGUUCAACAUCGACAACAUCCCAGAGACAAUGGACUACGAUGUCCUUAUACGCUAUGAGCCACAGUUGCCACAUCAGUGGGAGCAGGUGGAUGUUCGAGUAGAGCGUCCAGUCUUCAGCCCUCAAGUCUACCCCAGUCACUGCAUAAACUCUGGGCAGGGCGGAGAUGAGCAGUAUACCUCUCUGUCGCCUGGAUCCAGGCAUGUCCUGCUGAAUAAKCCCGUGUGUUUCGAGAAAGGAUUGAAUUACACGAUCCGUCUUUCAUUCCCAUACUACUCAUCAAUCGGCAGCGUCCAGAGUCCWUACACGCUCAUCGACUCCUUGGUGUUGAUGCCUCGAGUCAGCGAGUUGGACWUGUUUCACGGGGCAGAGGGCGAAAAAGCGUGGGAUACAUUCCAGCGCUACAGAUGUCUGGAAAACAGCCGGAGCGUCAUCAAAAGCCCCAUGACGGACAUCUGCAACCACUACAUCUUCAGUGUGUCUGCUCUGCUUCAGAAAGGAGCCGUGGCAUGUGAGUGUGACCCUCAUGGUUCGCUCAGCACCAUCUGUGAGUCCAGCGGCGGUCAGUGCCGGUGRCGACCCAACGUGGUCGGCAGGAACUGUGACCAUUGUGCUCCGGCUACUUUCCUGUUCAGCCCCACUGGCUGCAGACCGUGUGACUGCGACUCGCUGGGCUCCACCAGCCCCUUCUGCCACGCGGCGACCGGACAGUGCGAGUGUGUCCCCGGAGCCACGGGUCGUCAGUGUUCCCACUGCCUGCCGGGUUUUUGGGGCUUCCCUCAGUGCCGACCGUGUCACUGUAAUGGGCACAGCGAGUACUGCCACCCUGAGAGCGGAGAGUGUCAGGGCUGCAGGGACUUCACCACCGGACAUCACUGUGAGAGGUGUAUCAGUGGUUAUCAUGGUGACCCAGAACUUGGUUCAGGAGYCCACUGUCGUCCCUGCAUGUGUCCUGACGGGCCGCGCAGUGGUCGUCAGUUUGCAGACAGCUGCUACCUCCUGACCAACCAGCUGGUGUGCGUGUGCAGCCACGGCUACAGAGGCGCCAGGUGCGACGAGUGCGCCCCGGGAUACUAUGGCAACCCUCUGAUUCCAGGAGGGAGCUGCAUGCCCUGCCAGUGCAACAACAACAUCGACAUGCARGACCCCAGGUCGUGUGACGCCCGCACCGGCGCCUGCCUCAAGUGCCUGUACCACACGCAGGGUCACGCGUGCCAGCAUUGCAAAGUGGGUUAUCAUGGCAACGCCGCCACACAGAGCUGCAGGAAGUGUAUGUGCUACACGGUGGGGACGGUAUCUCAGGCCUGUUCCUCCUCGGAUGACUGCGAGUGUGAUCAGCGUACCGGACAGUGUCCCUGCCUGCCCAACGUGGAUGGUCCGAACUGCGACCGCUGCGCACGCGAUACCUGGAACAUAGAGAGCGGGUCGGGCUGCCAGCACUGCGACUGCGACCCCGUCCACUCCUACGGAUCCUACUGCCAUGAGGUCACAGGACAGUGUCUGUGCAAACCAGGAUUUGGUGGCAGGACGUGUCAGGAGUGCAAAGAGCUUUUCUGGGGAAAUCCAGAGGUUGAAUGUCGAGCUUGUGACUGCGAGCCACGGGGAAUCUCCAGUGAGCAGUGUCACCGAGCCACGGGUCUGUGUACCUGUGUGGAGGGUGUUACGGGACCAAGGUGUGACAAAUGUGCCAGGGGCUACCUGGGCGAGUUCCCCAACUGUGAACCCUGUCACCGGUGCUUCGCCGUCUGGGACACGGUGGUUGGCGAGCUGACCAARCAAACCCAACGACUGGAGGCCCAAGUGACGGAGUUGCUGACCAGCGGGGUGACGGCGCCUUACAAAGAGUUGGUCAGCAGCUUGGAGAGAAACGCCAAGGCUGUGAGGGCCAUCAUAGAGAACAGGACGGCCUCAGUGCAGCUGGAGCAGAUUCAGGACCUGAUGCAUCAGAUUACUGGCUUGAUGUCAUAUUUCAACGGAAAGUUGAAUACGACCGAGGAGAGUUUGAGCUUUCUCCACAAUGAAGCCAACAUUACAGAUAUUAGGCUUGAUGAACUGACGGAUGAGGCCCAAAAGCUGGAGCAGAACAUUCAAGAGCUGAAGCAGCAGGUCCUCGACGCCAAGAACGCCAACAUCUURGGAGCCAUAAGCACUGUUAUUAUGGCAKACACCGAGUCCAGAAUGGCUGAGCUGCGCUCCAACGCGUCAACAAGUGAUCCUGGCAACACUGUGGAGCAGUCAGCUGCAGUACGGAAAGCCACAGAGGACAAACUGAGCAGCAGCCAGAAAGAAUUCGAUCGAAAACACCAAAGAAACGAAAAGAAGCUGGACAAACUUUCCAAAGAGCUGGACAAAUUUGACUUGUCCCCGCUUAGUGAGAAGAUGUGUGGCGGUUCAGCAGAAGGUGAAGACUGUCCCCCCUGCGGUGGACUGGGUUGUGUCGGGGAGGACGGAGCGCCUCAGUGUGGAGGAGAGGGUUGCCGAGGUCUGGUCACGUCUUCAAAAACUGCCCUCAAAUCAGCCCAGGACCUGGACCAGGACAUCCAAGAGGCCAUGCAGGAAGUGGACAAGCUCUCCAGGAUGGUGUGGGAAGCCAACAUCCGAGCAAARGAGGCCAAGGCCAAAGCGAUGGAGGUGAUGAUCAAAUCCAACCGCAGCAAAGAGCGAGUUGAAGAGAGCAACAAUCAACUCCGCGACCUCAUCAGAGAGAUACGAGACCUUCUUUCCAACGAGAAGGCUGACGCAAACGUGAUUGAGGCGGUGGCCAAUGAGGUGCUGGCUCUGGAGAUGCCGACGUCGGCGGAAAAGCUGCAGGAGCUGACAAACGAGAUCCGAGACAGGGUCAGCACCCUGACCAGCGUGGAGACCAUCCUGAGCCAGAGCUCUGAGGAGAUGCAGGCUGCAGAGCUGCUGCUGAGACAGGCCAAGGCUGCCAGUGAGGAGGCAUCAAACGUAAAAGAGACAGCAGACACAGUGAAGGCUGCCCUGGAUGACACCGAGCGCGCUCAGAGCACCGCUCUGGAUGCCAUCCGGCUGGCUCGAGAAAACAUUGUGGGAACAACGAAUCUGCUGAUUUUGGUUGAGUCUGAGACYGAAAAGUCAGAGCUGAAGCUCAGCAACGCCACGGGUCGCCUGGUGCAGCUGGAGCGAGACGUGGGCCUGCUGAGGCAGAACAACCUGGAGAUGAAGCAGCAGGUGGAAAAGACAGAGCGGAUCACGGAGCAGGCCCGACAGAACGCAGAGGACGCGCAGCAGGAGUUUGACGAUAAGGUGAAAGAUCAAUUCGAGACCUUGGAAGAGCAGGUGGCAGGUAAAGCAGAGUCGGUGUUGCAGGCGAGAAAGAAAGCAGAUGAGCUGCAGCAGGAAGCCAAGGAGCUGCUGGAGCAGAGCAGCAUUAAGCUGCGGAGACUCGAAGAGUUGGAGCGCUCCUACGAAGCCAAUCAGCAGAUCCUGGAGGACAAAGCUGCAGAUCUGGCCGUGUUGGAGGAAAACGCCCAGCGCAUCCUGGACGAGAUCAGCCGCAAAGUCACUCAGUAUAUCUCCUGUCAAUAUUAAAGCUUCUUCGGCUGGGAGGCUCAAAUAUUUUGACUGCACUACUUCCUUUUAUAGCUGAUGAACCAAAACACUAAUAUAUUUGACAUUGUAAGUMCCACAGUUGAGCUGCCAGAGGCCAURAGGAAAACCAUGGACAUGCACAGGRAGACGUCAGGUGGUGCUCGAGCACCUGCCCUUUUCCCUCCGGACCAUCAAGUGCCCCAUGUCGAACCAGCUURGUUUUUUUAUGCUUCAUCUAUUGGUUGCACUUCUUAUUGAGUGUACAACUGUAAUAGUAAUAUUUUUAAUAUUGUUAAUAAUAAUAUUGCCCACACCCUCCCUUCACCACACGUGCGCACCAGCAGCAGCUGUCGCUCAAUGAACGCGCUGCACGUUCUGACAGGAGUGUUGCUAUGAAGCAGCUCCUCUUUCUUCUCCUCUCAUCCACAACAGAGGACAGUUAACCAGCAGGUAAUUUACCCCCAGGCAAACUGUGUGGGACUGUCCAGCAUUAUUCACUCUUGCCCCGGGCGUCCCGCAAAUUGAAACAAAGUCGGGCAUUUGAUUGAUUAAAUUAUGAAAAGUCAAAAAGAAGGGGCAACAAUCGACAAAUGUUGUUUAGUGGCUGCAGUUUACAACCAUUAGAUAAUAUCUCCUUAUUUCUGUCUCUAUGCCCUCUAUGCAAAAGGAUGAGGAGAGAAGAGAAGUACGCGUAAAAGAUGCAGCGUCAGCUGUAACACGCAGCAGCGUGUCCUGCGCACCGCAGCCACUGUUAAAAAAAUAAAUAUCUAAACACAGAAAAUGAAUCUGAAUGUAAUGGAAACUAUGUAAAAAAGCAAAAAUAAAAACGAAAAUGCAGCAAAAUAAAAACUGGAGAAUGUGUGAA
This is a messenger RNA of Austrofundulus limnaeus, 6212 nucleotides long. RefSeq names its product laminin subunit beta-1. The record is from RefSeq and is a predicted model, not a curated record. NCBI's taxonomy places the organism in Eukaryota, Metazoa, Chordata, Actinopteri, Cyprinodontiformes, Rivulidae. Gene Ontology annotation, biological process: substrate adhesion-dependent cell spreading; animal organ morphogenesis; cell migration. Gene Ontology annotation, cellular component: laminin trimer.